Molecule: messenger RNA, 2332 nt
Organism: Paramecium sonneborni
Lineage: Eukaryota; Ciliophora; Oligohymenophorea; Peniculida; Parameciidae
Source: the annotation of a GenBank genome assembly
AUGAUAAGAAAUUGUGUACGACAAUAUUUUUGUUUAGAUAGAAUGGUUAGCUCUAAAUUACAUUUUGUAAAAGAGAAAGAUGCUAAAACAGAUUAUGUUUAUUAUGAAUAAAAAACUGUUUUCUCAAAAGAUAAAGGAGAUAAAAAAUAUAAAUUAUUAGAUGUCAAAGUCCCUGAUAUAAAUGCUAAAAAGACUCAAUUCUAUGUAUUUGAUAAAAAUACUGUUCCUGUUCCAAGGUAAUUCAAUUAUUACUCUUUAGAUAAGUAUAUAUAGCUCCAUUAAGAAAAUAUGUUAAAUAAAAACUUUAAAGAGAUGAAUUUAUCAGAUAUAAAAAAGCAUAAACUACUAUUUAAGAAUAAUAAGAAGAAUAGAUAGAUGAAUUAUGGGGAGAAAAUCCUCCAAUUAGAUAUUUUGAAAGAUUAAUUGCUAAGGAUUUAUUUUUUAAUUACAGAAGUCCACGAUUUGCUCAAUAUAAUUUAAGAAAAAAUGAUUUUCUUUCAAAUCCUUCUGUUCAUAGUGAAGUCAAAAAUAUUAUCUAAGAAAUUAAGGAAGCUUCAACUCUAUAACUCUCAAGAAGUAUUUCUAAAAUAUUUAUGUUAGUUUAUCAUCCCAACUAUUUCAUUGAAGAUCAUUAUAAAAAAUUACCUGAUCUUUUUACUAAACUCAAAGAAGCAGUCUCUUAAGCAAAUUUUAAAGAAAUGCCUAAAAUAGCAUGGAUGCUCUAAAAUGAAUUAUUAUAUAAAGAGGAUAUAUAUAAAAUUUGGGAAAUUAUUGAAAAUAUUGUUAAAUCACAAAUUCAUCAUUUUACUAUUGAUGAACUAAUAUUAUUGAAAAGAGGAUUGGCAACAACCUAUCCAAAAGCUGGAAGUUAUGAAUUACAUAAUUUAAUUUAUAAUUUAGUUUCAUAAGAAAAAUUAAAUGUUGAUUAAACUAUUGAAGCACUAUAUGCAUUUAGAACAUUUAAUCAUGAUAAAUAUGCUAAAGUUUUAAUUGAUAAUCUCAUUACUUUAUUACCUGAAUAUCAAAAUAAUCAUUCAAAAUUGGCUUAAGCUUUUUAUUCCAUUGCAAAUAAUUUACCUAAAAAACAUUUAAGAGCAUAAUCUUAUGAUGUUACAGCUAAUGACAAAUAUAGAUUAAGUGUUAUGAAUGCAUUUGUAGGUCCUUUAAAAGAAGGAAAAUAUAAUAUGGAUGACAUAACAAGAAUUCUUUUAGGUAUCUCUAUUUUAAAAGUACCAAGUAUCUUAUUUGAAUUUAACAUAUAGAUUUUAAUGAUUUAAUCUUUUUAUUAGAAAAUUAAUUAUAAGAACCAGAUGAAUAUUAAUUAGUUCAUAUCUUAUAUGCUCUCUCUAAAGGAAAUAAUGGAAUUCAAGCUGGAACAAUUGAAACAUACAAAUAUUUAGAAUAAUUUGCUUUAAAGUAUUUUGACUAAUAUGAACAUUUAGAAAAAUCUAGAGUAAUUAUUUAAUUUAAUAUUCUUAAGAUUUAUUAUGCAUAUUCAGCUAUUAAUUCUGAAUUUGCUUAAAAUCCUAUAUUCUUAAAUUGGAUCAAAGAAAAUAUAUUAAAAUUCUCAUUUUCAGAAUUAUAGAACAUAGUUUAUGGUCUUAUGUUUAAUCAAGUUAAUGAUUAAGAAAUUUGGUAUAAUUUCUUAAAAAAUGUGGCAACUAAAAGUGAGUAUGUUCCAUUAGCUAAUUAUUAUGCUUUCAAAUAAGCUAAAUUUUAUAUUCAAUAAUUUUACCCUAAUUGGAAUAUGAAACCAUUUGAAGAUGCUUGUUAAAAUGCUGAAAAUAUGUUCUUAGCAAAUAGAACUGAAAAAUAGCAUUUAGAUCAAUAAAUUAUAGAUUUUUAAAUUGUAAUUCAUAAUAUUUUAUAUAUUUAGGAUCUCAAUACUCAUUUAUAAUAUGAUUGGAAAACUUACUAUAAUUGGAAUAAUACAUACUUUUUUAAUGUUACACUUCCAGAUCAUAGAGUUUCUAUUAUUUUAAAUACUCCAAGAACAACUGUAAAUGGUAAACCUAGAGCUUAAUUAUAACUUUAACAAUAAGUAAUGGCUACUUAAGAUUGGAAAUUAUUGAUUUUUGAUUAAACAGAACUUUUUUCAAUGAAAACUAAAGAUAGAGCAGCAUUCUACAAAAAAACAGUAGAUGAAGCCAUUGAAUCAUAAAAGGAUAAGAUGAAAGCUUGGGAAGAAGAAAGAAGAGAUUAAAUCUAUGAACAAUUAUUAAUUCAAGCUGAAAAUGGUAUAACCCCAGGAAAAAGAUUUGUCAAAAGGGAAGAUCUAAAGGGACUUUCAAGAUUCCCUGUUUGAUAUACAAAUGCUAUUAUUUUAUAACCC